This is a messenger RNA of Neltuma alba, 655 nucleotides long. RefSeq lists its product as uncharacterized. NCBI's taxonomy places the organism in Eukaryota, Viridiplantae, Streptophyta, Magnoliopsida, Fabales, Fabaceae. The coding region runs from base 56 to 655 and encodes 199 amino acids. The transcript is spliced from 4 exons. The record is from RefSeq and is a predicted model, not a curated record.
UUUAUGGUAUGCAUUCAGAGAAGUAUUUAUUCUCUAUAAAAUUGAAAAUUAUCAUAUGAGUUUUAUUAUAACAUUAAAAAUCCUACUUUCAGAAAUUUCAACUACCCAGCUUCAAGCAUGUCCUGAAACAACAUGUUCUCAAGCUGAAGAAAAAGCAGACAAGAACCUUUCUUCUCAUCUCAAUACUGAACAGUCUUUAAAUAUGGGAGAAACAACACAACAAUCCCUCACGGAGAAGGUGCCAGUUCAUGCAAGUCCCAACCUCACUAUUCUUCCUAUAAGAGAUAACACUCACGCAAGUGCUAAAAUAUUUGAAGAGGAAGAUGAAGAGGAAGAGGAAGACAGCUUGAUAACAUCCCGACGUCCCCGAAAUGGAAAGAAAGUUAGCAGUUCUUUACCAGAGAAAAAGCUUGAAAACUCUACUGAUGGUGACCCACGUGUGCCCCCAGAAACAACCGUUUCGAGUGAACAAACGUCAACAAGCCUUAACCAAACUCCUUCAUCUAAUAUUCCCAAGCAUUCUGAUGGUAAGUUUCCUUGCUGUCUUCUUAUAUUGACACUUCAUUCAAUCAUUGUAGUGUCAAACUUGCCAAAACUAUAUAUCGAGACUACCUUAUCAAGCAAAGACAGAUGUUGCUAUAAGAAGUACCAUUGA